UCAGUCUGAAGCCAUUAUUAUAACGAUCGUCCUACUGCUUACAUCAGAUACCUUUUUCUAGAAUCGUCGUUGACAGCUUAAUAUAACAGCCGAGCAGCAUAUAUUAGCAUAAAGCAUACAUAUCGAAUUGCUAAAUUAAUUCGUUUGUCGAAGAAGUAAAAGAAGACAUUUACACAGGUCGGACGCUGAGCUUGGCGGAAGGAUACAUCCGAUACAACCGACUGUAGUUGAUAGUCAUCAGAAGAGGAAAACCCGUCUGAUCCCUUUUUUUAUAGUUCGUGCUCGGCUUAUUUUCUCUUAGGUCAGUGUCUUUAUUUAGAUGGCAAGCUUCCCAGAUUCUGUACACGAAAAUGAUAUAGGUAAGGCUAAGUUCAUUGGUGAACUCCUGGUGCCUGUUGCUCCCUUUGACCAGAAGUCUGGACGUGAGGCUUGGACUGUCGCCUUCGCACCGAAUGGUUCCUACUUCGCUUGGUCUCAGGGGCACCGCAUUGUGAGGCUCAUUCCCUGGACACAAUGCCUGAAGAACUUUUCACUUGGCCAUUGUGGGGAGGACACCGAUGCUCCAAGCUCUCAAAAUCUGUCCCGUCGAGAAAGCAAUGGAGGACAGAUUCUAUCAGCACCUGGCGAGCCCUGCGAACACACCAUUGACUGUGGUGACAUUGUGUGGGGGCUGGCGUUUGGCUCCUCUGUGCCGGAGAAGCAGAGUCGCUGUGUGAACAUCGAGUGGCAUCGCUUCAAGUUUGGCCAAGACCAGCUGCUGCUUGCAACUGGCCUCAACAAUGGUCGCAUCAAGAUCUGGGAUGUUUACACUGGAAAACUAUUGCUGAAUCUGAUGGACCACACUGAUGUGGUGAGAGACCUGACGUUUGCUCCUGAUGGUAGCCUCAUGCUGGUCUCUGCAUCCAGAGAUAAAACCCUGAGAGUGUGGGACCUCAAAGAUGAUGGGAACAUGGUGAAGGUUCUGCGGGGGCAUCAGAACUGGGUGUACUGCAGCUCCUUCUCCCCCGACUCCUCCAUUCUGUGCUCGGUCGGCGCCGGCAAAGCAGUGUUCCUAUGGAACAUGGAUAAAUACACGCUGAUCCGGAAGCUGGAGGGGCAUCACAAUGAUGUGGUGUCAUGUGAGUUCUCACCAGAUGGAGCACUGUUGGCCACCGCCUCUUAUGACACGCGGGUCAUUGUGUGGGACCACCACAAGGGCUCCAUCCUGCUGGAAUUAGGCCACCUAUUCCCUCCUCCCUCUCCUAUUUUCGCUGGUGGAGCAAACGAUCGCUGGGUUCGCUCUGUGAGCUUCUGCCCUGAUGGCCGACACAUCGCCAGCAUCACUGACGACAGGUUGGUUCGCUUCUGGAGUAUCGAGGAGAGAGCUCCUCAGACCGUUGCAUCGCUGUCCAACGGCCUCUGCUGUGCCUUCUCUGCUGAAGGAAAUGUCCUGGCUGCUGGGACUCGUGACGGCAGCGUGCACUUCUGGGAGAGUCCUCGCAGUGUCUCCUGUCUGCAGCACAUGUGCAGGAUGGCUCUGCGCCGGGUGAUGACCACGCAGCAAGUCGAAGCCCUUGCGAUUCCCACACCGCUCCGAGACUACCUUACCUACAAAGUCAUCUAAAACCUGCCUUCAAAUCCCCCCAACCAGAACCAAAACCAGAACCACCCACAUGGAAACUGGAAAACGAAUGAAACCGUUAAAAACAGUCUUUCAUAAAACUUUAUUGAACCAACGAUCAGGAGAGGCGGAAGAGUUACACCCCUCUCCCACACCUGCUUACAGCUGGAUAUCGUGUUGUUUUGUACAUAUUUAUUUUUAUAAAUGCUUUAGUAGACGUGUGCUGGGAUCAGCACACCUUCAAACCUGUCAACUUAUUUCUGGGGCCCCAAGUCCCUCAUCAUAUCAGUGUGAUACUUGUAAGUGUUCAGCUGGCUAUUCAACAAUCUCCUGCUCCUUUAACUUGAAAUGGCACUCAGUGUGAGCAGCUGUGUAGCAGUGCUCUCUAAAUGUCAGGUGUCUUGUCUGCAGGUGGGCAAGCUAAAGGGAAGAGAUGCACAUAAACGCUCAGAACUACUGAAGCUGUGGACAUUGAAUAUCUUAAAUUGCUUAAUAUUUAAUGGCACAAACAAAAUCAGACUGUUUUUAUCCAGACAAGACCUCUUCAAAUUAAAAGCAUUCUACGUUACAGAUACAUCAGCUGAUACUUUAUAUAAGUUGGGAUUAUGUUGUUUGGUCACACCAAAGACAGAGAAAGACCUCUUCAUGUGCUGUUUCACUGGUAAAGAGCCCUUUUUAUUGCAGAUAUAAUGGUUUUUGCAUCCAAAUAAUUUGGAAAACAGCCUAAGGCUCAGGAAUGCCAAAAAUAUAUUCUGAGUCCCCAUUGUAGUUUGUUUUCAACUUAAAAAAAAUCCACCUCCAGUCAUUGAUAUGCAGUACUUGGUUGCAUUUGUAAGGCAUCACAAAGAAAAAUUACUUUCACAAGAGAAGAUACACCUUCCCUUUUCUUGCAAAUUUCAACUAAGUGGUCAAAGACUUUGCUAGAGUUGGCAUAAAGACAUUUAAUUAUACAUUUAAUUUAUUUCAACUGGUAUUGGCCUCAGAAAUCCUGUAUUGUUCAGCUUCAGACUUUCAAUAUCUGUUUAAUGAGUGCACUAGAAAAGCAGCAUUACUGUAUGAAAAUUACAGUUCGUUUUGCAAUGAUUGGCAAUAAAAGCUAGUGAAACUAGUAGAAAUAGGUGUUACAAAGACUGGUGUGACCAAACAUUUUUCUUUUUGCCUUUGUUACGAAUAUUUAACCGUGCUGCAUGCACCAGAAUUCUGCUAAUUAUUGCUUUAAUAUUUAUCAGAGACAUUGUUAAGUAUCGGAAGACAGUCUGAAAGAAGUCUAAAAAUAUAGCCUGUACAUUCCCUCUCUUGCAAGAAUUUUUGAGAAAUAAUUAUCUACAACAUGAGUAAUGUACAAACAGAACAUGAGCGCCAUAAAACCAUAUGAACCUGUCAGUAAACAGUCUGUCCAGCCCUCAUAGUUCUGCUUCCACCCACAGUCCACCUGAAAAAUGUUUCAGAACGGCAACAAAGAUGGCAAACGUAUGCUUGAAUCCGCAGUGUGUGUCUGUGAAUGAGUGAGUUGCCCUGUGGGGUACUAUAAGCCUUGACACCUGAGUGAGUGUCGAGACUUCACAUUAAAUCAAAGCACCUGUGCCGCUAAACUGCCAUUUUUAUUUGAACAUGUACAAAACCUUGUAAACAGUUUCCUGUGACAUGUAUGUAAAUAUAUAAAAAUGUAUCAUGUAUAAAUUCAUGGAGGUUUUUUAAGCCCUUUUCCAUUUUUAUUUUGUCAUUUGUAUUCAUUUUGUAAUGUUGUUUUGUUUUGUUUUGUUUUUUUUUGUCCUUUAAAUGUGAAAGCGUCGACAUGUCUUACUACUUAAACACAGAAUGAAACGUGUGUUCGAUCUGACUGAAACCUGUCUUAUUCCAGAAAAAGGUUUUUGUUUUUUGUUUUUUUUAAAAAACAAUCCUCUGUAUUUACCCUCUGUGUUUCUGGUUCAGUUUGUUUGUGGCUGAGAGGAGAUAGUGUAUGAAGAAGGGAAAGUGAUCGUCGUUAAGCAUUUCGGUGUCAGAGCAGCUGUGUUCUGAGUUGAGUUCAUGACAGUCGGUGAUGAAGCCAAAGGUUUUCUCUUUCAGGUUAUGUAAGCAUCCGGGUUGGUUUCAUACUUUCCUGCUGACUGAUGGAGGAUAUGUCUCACUAAUACUCUGCAGAAGAGCCUUCACAGGGAUCUGUCUGCAUUACACAUUUGCCAACACAGUGAUCAGUAAAAGUCAGUCCUGCCUCAGUUAGACAAAGUAUGGAGCAGAUUAUACUAUAUAUCAUAUACAUGAAUGUAUGACAUUUCUGCAGUUCUCUUGUAGUUUUAUGUGUGAGUGUGUUUGUAGUUUCAAUAAAGGCUUUUUGACUAAAUAA
This is a messenger RNA of Cheilinus undulatus (humphead wrasse), 3944 nucleotides long. It is a transcript of the gene wsb1, whose product is annotated as WD repeat and SOCS box containing 1. Gene Ontology annotation, biological process: intracellular signal transduction. Gene Ontology annotation, molecular function: protein binding. The transcript has 9 exons. The record is from RefSeq and is a predicted model, not a curated record. NCBI's taxonomy places the organism in Eukaryota, Metazoa, Chordata, Actinopteri, Labriformes, Labridae. The coding region runs from base 320 to 1603 and encodes 427 amino acids.